GUUUUCUUCUUCUGCUCUUUUGAUAGCAGACGGUAUAUAAAAUAAUAUAAGAACCCCACCCUACAAACCCCACCCAGAUCAACUUCCAUUUUUCCAUUUUUAUUGAAAUGUGGAAAAGGAGAAACAAAAUCAUAUACAUUUUUAUCAGUCUUUUUAUCCCCAUGUGCAGAAACUGCUGAUUAGUAUACAGUUUUAGUACUCGAAUCCGAGGAUAAAUAUCAUGUCAAAAGCCUGUUUAUAGGCAUAGAAAUAGAAAAAAAUUCCCUCUUUUUUUUGACAGUUCUCUUGAAUUGUCCUGUUUUUUCCCUGGGUUGGGAAAAAGAUUGAACCUUGACACCUUUUAUCAUUUUUGGGGCCCGGAUCAGAUUAUCGUUGUAGCUGGAAAUAUCUGUACCGAUUUGGGUUUUGUGUACUUUCCAGUUCUAUCACUAUCAAGAACUGAUUUUUCUUUCUCAAUGGGGAUCGAGCAGAACAGGGGUUGUGGGAAAAAUAAGAUUAGUAACGAAUCAAGGAAAAACAAGCGGCGACAAAGGAAUUCUUCUCAGGUUCAGCGGCUGUACGAGGUUUGCAAGGAAGUUUUUGUUGAUUGUGGGCCUGGAAUCGUCCCGGCACCUGAAAAAGUGGAAAAACUUGCAGCUGUUUUGGAUGGGAUGACCCAAGUUGAUGUGGGCCUACGGCCCGAUAUGCCGUUUUUCAGCAGCAAACGUGGCCGGAUCAUAACAUACUUGCAACUCCAUGAAUGUGACCAAUUCUCAAUUGGAAUCUUUUGUUUGCCCCCAACAAGUGUAAUCCCACUUCACAAUCAUCCAGGGAUGACCGUUUUCAGCAAGCUACUAUUUGGGACCAUGCACAUUAAGUCUUGUGACUGGUCGAGUGAAGUUGAUAGAAAACCGAACAUCACAACAACAACGAACGUCUGUACGGAUGAACUACGGUUGGCGAAGAUUAAGGUCAACUCGGAGUUCACGGCCCCUUGCAAGACUUCAAUCUUAUACCCAACAGAAGGUGGAAACAUGCAUCGAUUUACUGCCAAGUCAGCAUGUGCUGUGCUUGAUGUGCUCGGCCCUCCAUAUUGCGAUCCUGAUGGCCGCCAUUGUCAUGUACCUGUCUAUGAACUUUUUAAGCUUAUCCACGAGUUCACGGCCCACCCGUUGUGCUUUCAAUCUGUGAACUAUAGUCGCCAUAGCAUCCACAGGUUGACCAUUUAA
Molecule: messenger RNA, 1208 nt
Organism: Striga asiatica
Lineage: Eukaryota; Viridiplantae; Streptophyta; Magnoliopsida; Lamiales; Orobanchaceae
Source: the annotation of a GenBank genome assembly